CGAAGAUCGCGUCUUGGGCAUCCUCGCAUAAAAAACAACAACAAGCGGUUGUCCGAGGUGCUGGUGAACGCGUUUCGUAUCGAGUUUCUCGCCGUUGAACGUACGACCCAAGUGAACGGGUCCAAAGUGGCACGCUAGAAAAAUGUUGGAACGAAGAGCAGGCAGACUCUGAACACCGGUCUCUCUCGUUCUUUCGGUGUUCUUCCUUCCUCACUCGAUGCAGUAAAAUCUUUAGGGUGGGGCGAACAGGCUAAACGUCCGUCUGUCUGUCCGUGACGAGUUCUUUCGCUCCGUUAGUCCGGUUAGUCGGCUGGUGUGUCGUAUCGCGUCGAGGUGCAACGUCGGUGCAGUGUAGUGUUUUUGAUGGAAACAUAACGCGGUGCAUAUACACGCACACGCGCGCGCGCACACAUACACGCGUGUACACGACAGGCAAACAGACAGUGAUUGCGUUGACCGACGAGGAUCGAGAUGUCGUCGGAUAUGAAUCUGAUGGAUUUCCUGUUCCCGCGGGAGGAUGCAUUCUUGAAAGGCGAUAUCAAAGACGAGCCUUUCAUAGAUCAAGCCUAUAACGAUGACGCCAUCGCGGCGGAAGAAUGGCCGACGAACACGGACGACUUCCUCGAGUCGAUCUUCAAAUUAGAGGACAAUCAAUUCGAUUUAAUCGAGAAUGAUUUAGACACGAUUCCGUCCUCCUCUUCCGACAGUGGACUCUCCAGUGCUCUCAGUUUAUCCUGCGAACAACAACUGAGUCCUCUUUUGCCGAUCGAGGAGGAUCAGAUAGAGAUGAGCAACUCCGAGAGCAGCAGUCCUCAGGAUGUCAUGGACUUCGAUCCGUUGGGCAGUUCUAAUCAAUCGAUGAUCAGCGUCGAUAGUCCUGUGAGAUCGAUCGUCGGAUCCAACAUAGGUUCACCGGGUUGUGCCGAAGUUGCCGAAGAGAUGGACGUCGAACACACUCUCGUAGCAGUAGUGAAUCCGAACAACACAUUCACGGAUGGAAGUUUAGUCGUGACGGAGCAACCGGUUGCCGAUAUAGACAAAACACCGAAACAACAAAUCCACGUUGCAUCGCAGGAAAGCAACACGGUAAAUGUUCGUAACAUCGCGUGCAAUGGAAAACGAAAUAUCAGACAGUUGAUUCGUGUUACGCCGAUGGGGUCAGGGAAUCCAAGAUCCAUCCUAUUGCCAGUAACUCUAAAAGACAUGAAGGAAGUGCGAACUAUCAAAAUCAUCAACGCGUCGCAAGCGAGAAACCUGAAGGGAUUCAAGAUCAACCAGGCGAACAUCGUUAACAAACCAGUUCAGAUGACUAUCAAACAAGAAGAUUCCAGCAGCGAAAAGGGAUGCAAUUCGAGCGACGAGAUUUCAGAAACGGAUUCUCCGUAUCCGAGGUUAAAACUGAACGCAGAAGAGAAACGAUUGCUCCAAAAGGAAGGAAUCACGUUGCCCACUCAUUAUCCACUGACAAAGUACGAGGAACGCGAGUUGAAGAGGAUCAGGCGCAAGAUACGCAACAAAAUAUCCGCCCAGGAUUCACGGAAGAGGAAAAAGGAGUACGUGGACGGGCUGGAGGAUCGCGUGAAGCAAUGCACCGAGGAGAACAUGACGUUGUUGAAACGCAUCAAGGCGCUUCAAUUGCAGAAUCAGAGUCUGGCCGGCCAACUGAAACGACUUCAGGCUCUUUUGCAAAAGGGCAACAAGAGUGCCCAACCAGCCACUUGUCUCAUGGUUUUGCUGCUCUCUUUGGCUCUCGUUGCCGUACCGAAUCUGCGACCGCACUCCAAUACCAGCAACGAACUCUCGCAAGAACAGGAACAACCUGAAAAAAUGCCACCGUUAGCGGGGCGUUCCCGAACACUGCUCUACACGAAACAGCUGAUGGACGAGGAGCUGCAGCAAUACAGCGAGGAGUUGCUGCAGGAGGUUGAGGGUCUCCUGGAUCAUGAUUACAGUCCAGCGAUUCAGCCACCCCUCUACAAACGUCCUCGCAUGGACACGGAACCGGCGCCAAAGUGCGUCUCGUCUUCGGAUCACGUUGGCGGAACGCUUCGUGGACGGCAGGAUGUACCUGCGUCGAAAGCAGCUAGGAAGUACAUUGAACCGCCAUUGGAUGACGUUUGGCCACCACCUAAUCCAGGCGGACAGAACACGAAGGUGGUCGACAAGCUCGGAGCGUUAACGAACGAGCUUAAGAUCAACAUUUCCGAUUCCGAGGGCACGAGAACGGUUCUCCUAAAGUUCCCUCAGGAACAAUAGGUCAAUGAUCAUCCCACGAUUUCGUUGGAAAUCAUUGUCACGAUCUUUCUAUAUAAUUUUUAUAACCCUUUGCGAGAUUUAAUAAGAUUUUUAAGGAUGUUCCUUUCAAAACAGCCGAGAAAGAUGGAAAAGUAUCUGGUAUAUUAAAAUACAGUAAUUGCACUGUCCAGCGUAGCGAGUAUAAAUAUCUCGAAUAAUUAGAAUAUUAUUAUCCACUGUUUUGAGCAGCGUAUCUUUCGUUCGUUAUGAAAGAUUUAGCAAGAAAUCGCAAAGAGUUAAUCGUUGGUGAAAGUAAACUUCUUCGAAAAGAGAGUUUGUGUAUUUUCAAACUGAUCUUUCGCACGAACGUUUUAUCCGGUUUACCGAGAAUCCGUUGAGCUAAUGUCUCGUAAUAGUUACCGAGCAUGCUCCGACACCGAUGAGGUUGAACACUUUUAUUCAACAAUUUAUAAGUUUAAGAGUUAAUUUGUUUUUUCUUUUGUAGAAAAAAGUUCAUCUUCACGCGUUCCUCGUUAAGACUCGUAUUCGUCGAUAAAUCGUAUUGCGAGUUUGUUUUUUCACCAACUUUUUCGUCCAUUAGUCACAUGCAUCGUCACCCUUUAGAUCAAUUAUUCUUAGAUCAUUUUUCAAAAUGUUUUUAUCGAUUAAGCGACAUUUAACAUUUAUCUAUUUAUAAGGAGAAUUUAUUACGAGAGUUUUACAGUUAUUAUUGCUGUUGGCGAUGGUAAGAGAUACUUGUAAAUAGUCACGAUACGAAUCGUCAAAAUGACACAGAGAGAGUUAUAUAUAUAUAUAUACAUACAUAUAUAUAUGUAUAUGUAUUAAAAAUAUAUCGUAGCUUUAAUUUAACGAGAUACAAUUUAUAAUUCUGUACUAUUAUACACGAGAGAAGCUAUUUACAAAAGUAUAGUAUACAGAUCGCCAGUAACUCGUUGAUGAAAUCUGUUCAUAAGUACACGCGAAGAAAUGUGUAGUAUACACGGAAGUGCAAUGUAGACUUCUUUGUUAGUCGAAGAAAACAUAGGCUCUCCCUAGAUUUCUUUUGGAUUUGCCUGGAAUCUCCGUGGGUUCCCUCUGAGUUCGCUUUAGGUCCUCUCCCUAGGAUUUCGUUUUAGUAGUUCUCCGAAAUUGUAAAGGCUAAAAUCUCCUCCCACGAUUAUUCUUAGUCGAUGGAAGUCCGCGUUGCACCCGAGUGCGCGUUUCCAUCCUUCGAUACGUGAUAGAUUCCAUUAGUAAACGAAUCAAUUUCGUCGUAUACUUUUUGGGGGGGCUGGGCUAUCGCAGAGUAUAAUUAAUUUAGGAUCAUAUCACGCGAAAUGUUUGCGAGCGAUCCAACGAAAGUGAACCCAUUUUACUAUGACCACGUUCAACCGUAAAACGUAUUUAAGUGAUUACUGCGUGUUGUCGACACCAGAUCCGAAGACUGUAUCAUAUGUUAGUCAUAUAAUAACGUUUUCUUCAAACUCGAUACAUAUUCCUCGCCCCAUCCUUCAUUUUUCGUACAUUUAAGUUAAGUUAAGCGAAUGUCGAAUCUAUUUUUACUUUAUAUACAACAAACGAUGCAUGUUCGUACGCGUCUAUUCAUCGAAUUGUAAAUAAACACACGAAAACAAUCGUAUGCAAUGAGAAAACAUUUCAUUCGUUGUUUAAUAGUUUGUACUUAUGUUAAUCGUAUUAUAAUUAUUUUUUUCUCGACGAAACUUGAGGAAGAAGACAAACGCGCACAGAGACGAACGAACACUCGAGCUAAAUUUCUUUUUCUUCUACGAAAUGGUCAAAUUUUGCGCACUUCGAAACAUUGUCGUUCUUCCAAAAGGGAAUCGUAAAGUGCACGUAGAUGCGAAUGUCGGAAUAUCGACGAUUUUUAUUUAGAUAAGUUCAACGAUACAUUCCUGUUCCAGUAAUGUUUAUUCAAAAAUAGAUCGAUUCUAUUUUUGCACCUAUGUAAAAGGGUUGAAGGUAUUGCACUCUAAAUUUCAUUCACUAUACGUGUAACGACAUUAGGGAAUAAAAGUUACAACUUGAA
Megachile rotundata (alfalfa leafcutting bee) is the source of this 4282-nucleotide messenger RNA. RefSeq lists its product as uncharacterized. Gene Ontology annotation, biological process: regulation of transcription by RNA polymerase II. Gene Ontology annotation, cellular component: nucleus. Lineage: Eukaryota; Metazoa; Arthropoda; Insecta; Hymenoptera; Megachilidae. The record is from RefSeq and is a predicted model, not a curated record. Gene Ontology annotation, molecular function: DNA-binding transcription factor activity, RNA polymerase II-specific; RNA polymerase II cis-regulatory region sequence-specific DNA binding.